AUGUCGUUCCUUCUGCGUCUAUUCCGUUCCUCCAAACCGGCUUCCGACGACUAUGAAACCGUCCUAGCCACCCUUGCCUCAAACAUCCAGAAGCGGCAGCAGCAACUCGCUGACAUCCGACAACGAGAACGACGGGCCACGACGCUAGUGACCCUAUACACACUUGCAGGCUGGCUGGUCUAUCUCGGCUCGUGGUAUUUUGGUUUUGUGAAUGGUGGAGGUCGGGCAAGGGUCACAACGCCAGAGCGCGUAGUGCGAGCCCUCCCAGUGUUUGUGGGACCUAUUCUUAUUCUAUUCAUUCGACGAAUCGUCCAGUUGUGGUACAACCGCAAGGGCAACCAAGAAGGUACGCUGUCCCGGGCGAUUCUGCUGUUCGAUGCUCACAUGGGUGGCACGCCAGAAAAAUCUCUCCAAGUGUUGAUGAAGGAGCAGCGAGAAAAAGUGGAGGAGAUUAAGAAAAAAACCAAUUUCUACUCGACACGCGACCUUCUUUCACGCUAUGACCAACAGUCCGCACCAGGAACGCCUCAAAAGCCGCCUCCUUCCACUGUCCCUACUCAGCAACGUGGACCAGGGCCUCGCGUUCCCCCACAACAAAAACAACCAACCCAUCUCUCCGCCACAACUGCUUCGAACCCUCCUCAGCAACCUCCGCAACCUCAUCGUCGAACGUUAUUCGAUUCGGUUGCGGACUUGCUUGUUGGUGCCGAAGAUGUAGCGCCAGCGUCGCAACGCUUUGCUCUCAUCUGUGAAAAGUGUUUCGCACAUAAUGGGCUGGUGCAUGAGGCUGCAUGGCCCGAUGCUCAAUAUGUUUGCCCUAAAUGUGGUCAUUUCAAUCCCUCUGCGCGAAGUCGAAAAGUCAUUGAACGAGCGUCACCGCUGUCUUCUCCAUCGAGUGGCGCUGGUCAAUUGCCGCCAGAUACGGGCUCGAUUUCAACUGCGAUGAAAGUUGGCAACGGGGAUGGGUCGCUUAAGGCGCGAAAGCGGACUGAAGGGACGAGGAAGCCGAUUCCACGUCUGGAUGAAGGUGAAGAAGGGGAGAGGAUGGAUGUUGAUGGAGACGAGUAG
This is a messenger RNA of Mycena indigotica, 1068 nucleotides long. RefSeq names its product Lunapark b isoform 1. The record is from RefSeq and is a predicted model, not a curated record. Bases 1 to 1068 code for a protein of 355 amino acids. The transcript has 5 exons. Lineage: Eukaryota; Fungi; Basidiomycota; Agaricomycetes; Agaricales; Mycenaceae. Gene Ontology annotation, cellular component: endoplasmic reticulum tubular network. Gene Ontology annotation, biological process: endoplasmic reticulum tubular network organization.